Peronospora belbahrii is the source of this 3408-nucleotide messenger RNA. Lineage: Eukaryota; Oomycota; Peronosporomycetes; Peronosporales; Peronosporaceae. The record is from the annotation of a GenBank genome assembly.
AUGAAGAAAAUGUCCCGUAAAAACUUUCGUGGUGGUCCUUUGUUCUCGACCAAGUCCAGUAGUUCUACGGCAUCUCAUAGUAACUCCUCAUCUCCAGGCAUGGGGGAAGCAGUAUACGUCGUGCGACAAUCUGAAAAAGACGGGAUUCCGUACGUGUCGAAAGCUACCGAGUCGUGUAUCUCAUCAGCUGUUAAUCAGGGUGAUAUCCUCAAGUUUGUGAACGUUGUACGUUCAAAAGACCAUUCGUUUUCCGACUUUUUCAAGAUAUUAGCUACGAUGAAAAAGCCCGUAUUAUUACGGUUUGAGCGACUAUCAGCCAGCACUCCGUCGUCAGAUGACGAAGAGAAUGCCCAGCUAUUUGGUGUUCCUCGCUCUAGCUCAACGAAUACAAUGAAUCCUUCUAGUCAUUAUGCAAGACAAAACGUUCCACAUGGUGACGAAACAGACAUGGCCGGCAAAAUUCAGAGAGCCAACUCGGUACCGCAGAAAGACCAGAAACCACCUAAGGCAACACGAGGGGCAUUUUGGCGUGCUGCAGGUGCCAAGGAUUCGGUUAGUCCAGUUAAUUCAUCGCACUCGAUUGGACCGAAUGCGAUGAAUGGAGGAAGUGAUCACAUAGCCACGCCGCAUGAGCAGCGCCGGCUGCCGAGCAAUAAAGACCACCAGGUUUCGCCACGAGACGUCUCACCGGCGAACGGGUCUGGAGGCAAUCUUUCACACUCACCUCUUGGACCACAUGAGUAUCAGGUGUAUUGGGAAACUGGGCCGCUCGGUCUGUUUUUUGGAGAAAACCGAUCGACGAGUUUGCCAGUUGUCACAAGAUCGACUCCAAGUGCGAAUCCAGUGGUGCGAUGUGCUGUUGCUGUCAAUGAUACGCUGGUGUCAGCCAAUGGCAUCAAGUCGGCGGAAUACACGUUCGAGGCGUUUUUUGGCCGCCUUCAGCAGAUGAAUAAGCCCGUACGGCUGGUAUUUAGGCGAAGACAAUCAACUGAUGCAGCUGUGACCAUUAGUCAAGGAGAGUCUCAACAGCAGCAGCAGCAGCUUCAACCACGACAGCAGCAAAUGCGUGAGCAGGAGCAGAAGCGUGAGCUGCAUAGACUUCGUGAUCAGCAGGAACGUGAACAGCAACAGUUAAGGGAACAAGAGCAGCUGCUUCGUGAACAGCAGCAGCAAGAACUAUAUGAACAACGACAGCAACAGAUUCGCGAACAGAAGCAACGAGAGCAGCAAGUUCGUGAACAGAAACAGCGAGAACAGGAGUUGCGUGAGCAACAGCAACGUGAGCAGCAAAUUUGCGAUCAGAAACAGCGAGAACAGGAGCUGCGUGAACAGUUGCAACGUGAGCAACCGCAACGUGAGCAACUGCAACGUGAGCAACUGCAACGUGAGCAACUGCAACGUGAGCAACCGCAACGUGAGCAACAGCAAACUCGCGACCAGAAACAGCGACAUCACCACGAAGGAGGGUCGCGUAGUCGCACAUCAUCUGGCACACAAGACGCGUCCCAGUCGUCAUCAACAUUACCGAAUGAGAGUAUUACGCAUCACCGUAAUCACACUUCUAGCCCAAUUACUAAGCGUGCUUCUACUACGUCCCCUUGUGCAUCUUCUCUUCAAGUCCAGUUGGAGUCCGAUGGCCAUCAUCAUGAGCACCGUCAUGGGGAUAAAUGGCACGAACGUACGCCCCCUCCUGGUUCCCCAGUAAUGUCAAAAGAUUCCGCGAACACAGGGCAACGUGAUGUAGCAGAAAAUGUCUCAGGUACUAAUUAUCAAAUGUCGCCAAAAGUCAAUACGUCUUCCAUGGUACGGAGCUUGCCAAAAUCUGGGAAUUCUUCGCCUAGUGCAUCGCCAAAUAUGGGCAGUUCUCCUAAGGUGAGCAGCUCGCCGUUGACUUCGCCUAGCUCGCCUUAUGUUGCAACGGAAAUCACCAACGACGCAAGCGAUUUGGCGCCGCCAUCCGCUAUGGACGUCGCUGACGAAGCGCCUGUUGCAGACUUUGCCACUGAGGUGGAGAAAGGGGCUGUUGAAUUAUCAAAAGAGAGCCUUGGUAAGAACGUUUGUGGUAAUCGAAGUCGCAAUAGUAGUGAAGAGCAACGACGGAAUCAAAAAGCAGCAACUACUGCGCAUGAAGCGGAGCCAGUGUUGUCCCCGGUCAGCAGCUUAACACGUCUGUCACCGACGGAGCCCUGGGACUUACCCGAGUACAUUCCAUCGCCGAGGAUUCUUAAGGUGGGGGCAAUAGCCGUAGACAAGGAUAUUGAUGCCGGUAUGUCGUUGUUACCAAGCGCUGACAUUGAUUUGGAGGACGUCGUUAUGGCUAAAAAAGCCAAGUUUGCUGUAGAAGCAGAACUUUUUGACGAAGUCGAGUUAACAGAGGUAGCAGAAGUGCCUGAUAAAGCUGAAUGCUCAGAAGCAGGAUUACCUGAAGAAGACGGGUGUGGCGAAGAAGAUGAGCUUGCCAAUGAAGCAGAGUUUAUAUUGCCACCACUGCCUGUGGGAUACUUAGCAGUCGAUAGUGCCAAUCUUGACGUGGAGGUAGGUAUGCUCGCGGAUAUUGAAAUGGGAAUUGCUGUUGACGAGGCUGACUCGGAAGUUGCAGAGAGCAGUGUGUCAGGAAGUGACCAGAAUACGAGCCCUUGGGAUCUCGAACUUGAAUCUGAUGACUCGAAGAUACAUCAUCACCACCGUAGUAGUGCUACUUCAGUGAGCGACGAAUCUAUGUCUUCAAGUGGCGGGAGCGCUUUGAUUGAUAACAACGUGGAAACCUCCAAGGUUGACUUUGCAGACGCGUCUGACCCAUCGGAUGAGUUCUCACACGAUCCGGAUAUUUCUCGUGAUAUUGAUAGCGUGGAGAGCGACAUCAUGAUGCGGGAAGCUCCUAAAGACAAGAUGGAUUCAGCUAAUGUACCGAAACCAAACAAAUCACCGUUGCACGCCAAUUUGGCUAAGUAUAAGAAGAAGGGUAAAACUGGUCGUGGUGUUGUGAAGCUGCCGGCACUCAGUGAAGAUGAUGCUUUGACGGUUCCGCUUGUCGCUCCAAAUGCUGUGAACACGACCAUCCAAGUGCGUGGUCGACCAAAACCCAAGUUGACAAUGGCAGACACUCCUGACAGUACGACGUUCUUAAUUAAGUGGAAGGAAAAUCGGAGCAUUGGCUUGCAGCUGAAGGAGGUACGUCUUGCCAAGGGCACGUACCCGUUGGUGACGGACGUAUGCCACGAGCCGUGUUGCGAGCUGCUGCGGCACAUUUGCGUCGGCGACGUAAUCGUUGAGAUCAACGGUCGCAACACAUCUACAAUGGGGGUGAAGAAGACUGUCAAUUUUCUUAAGACAUGCACGAAGACGACUUUGAUGAAGAUUCGUCACGGACCGGCGUUUGUGAACCAGCGAGUGAGGGCAACGGUAUGA